AUUAAGACACUUUGCAAUCAUUUAUCGCGUCUUAUAUUUCAAUAUUCUUUAGACAAAAUUAAUAGGUUUAUCAAGUUAUGUACUUUAACUUUAACCCCCGCAUUUUGAGUGUACUAAUCUAGUGGUAAAAUGGCGCCAAACUCGAACUGAAGUGCAUUCCACAGACGUCAGGGGCCGAAAAUUCCAGAAUGGACAGUCCUGGACGGAAGUACACCAUCAGUGGUGUAAAUGUACAGUUCCCCUGCAAUGCCUACCCCACACAGAUAGCCAUGAUGCAUAAGAUUUUACAAGGGUUGGAAAGGGAACAAAACUGCCUCCUGGAGAGUCCAACUGGCAGUGGCAAGAGUCUGGCUCUUCUCUGCUCAUGCCUGGCCUGGCAAACAGCUGAGUAUGAAAAACUGAGGUUAGAGGAGGAGGAGGAUGAUACCUGUUGCAAGAAAAAAGAAGAAAACUGUGGGUGCUCCUGUCAUGCUGGGCUUCAGACUGGGGCAAACAUUCCAGAAGAGCCAUCUACAUCCAAGUACUUCCCUACUGCUUCUGAGACACCAGCCUUGUCAGACCAUGAUUAUACAGGUGGAGCUGGCCCCAAUCCCUCUGUAAGUCCAAAUGAAGAUGAUUUCCAGCCUGCCAAGAAGAAGUUUCGAACACCUGGCGGGACUCAGCAGUCCAGUCGAGUGAGAGGAGUUGUCUAUGAGGAUGAUGGAGGGACUCCCGGCACCCCUCCGACCCCCGCACAGUGGAAAAUGGAACUUACCAACAGCAGAUCAACCAAUCAGAUGCUCUGCACCUGUAACUGUGGGAAGAAAGGGGAGGAGAGAAAGGAAGAAACUGAAGAAAGGCCCAGAAAGAAAAAAAGGGCCCCAAAGAUUUUCUUUGGCACCAGGACCCACAAACAGAUAGCACAGAUCACAAGGGAACUGGGCAAGACUGCUUACAAAGGAGCCAGAAUGACAAUCCUGUCCAGUCGAGAGCACACCUGCAUCAAUGCCAGUAUCCGCGGAAACAAGAACGAUGGAUGUAGGGAGCUUUUGGACCAUAAAGCUUGUUCGUUUCACCACAACGUUGUGAGGAUGUCGAACCAGGCACAGAUCCAGUACAGGGGGCUGUCUGCCUGGGACAUAGAGGAGCUGGUCAAGCUGGGCAAGAAGAUAAAGGCCUGUCCCUACUACUCUGCACGUGAACUGAUGCUAGAAGCAGACAUCGUCUUCUGUCCUUACAACUACCUGGUCGAUCCUGUUAUCAGGGAAAAUAUGCAGAUCUCACUGAAGAACCAUGUGAUAGUUCUGGACGAGGCUCACAACAUCGAGGACUCGGCCAGGGAGGCUGCCAGCUUCUCCAUGACAGAGGACCAGUUGGACAACUGUAUGAGCGAGCUGGAAAACCUGGUACUACACAACGUGCAAAUGGAUGACCACAGAGCCCUGCACAUAGUGUGUGGAAGCUUCAAGAAGUGGAUCAAGGACAGCUCAUCACUGCUGAAGGAGCGUGACUUCGAGCGGCAGACCAAGGUGCAGACAGGGAUGGACAUGGUGGCAGUGCUGAACACUAUGGGCAUCAAUCCUGACACUUUUGGGUUACUCAAGAAAAAUCUGAGUGCAGUGACGGACCCUGAAAACAAGCCUGAACCGAAGCAGGGCCAGGAGCAGAUGUGGCUGGGUUCUGCCUCGGCACAGAUGCUGAAGGGCAUGUUCUUUGUGCUGGGGUUCCUCUUCAAAGAGAACAUGAAGUUUGCUGAGGACUACAGCCACGGGAAGCUCCAGCUAGGGAGCCCAGGGGCGGCUGGAGCUUAG
This is a messenger RNA of Branchiostoma floridae (Florida lancelet), 1790 nucleotides long. Its product is annotated as Fanconi anemia group J protein-like. Gene Ontology annotation, molecular function: hydrolase activity, acting on acid anhydrides, in phosphorus-containing anhydrides; ATP binding; DNA helicase activity. The transcript is spliced from 17 exons. The record is from RefSeq and is a predicted model, not a curated record. Bases 189 to 1790 code for a protein of 533 amino acids. Gene Ontology annotation, biological process: double-strand break repair involved in meiotic recombination; nucleotide-excision repair. Gene Ontology annotation, cellular component: nucleus. NCBI's taxonomy places the organism in Eukaryota, Metazoa, Chordata, Leptocardii, Amphioxiformes, Branchiostomatidae.